Messenger RNA from Dichomitus squalens LYAD-421 SS1, 2126 nucleotides. RefSeq names its product Krr1-domain-containing protein. NCBI's taxonomy places the organism in Eukaryota, Fungi, Basidiomycota, Agaricomycetes, Polyporales, Polyporaceae. The coding region runs from base 195 to 2126 and encodes 643 amino acids. The transcript is spliced from 8 exons. Gene Ontology annotation, biological process: endonucleolytic cleavage in ITS1 to separate SSU-rRNA from 5.8S rRNA and LSU-rRNA from tricistronic rRNA transcript (SSU-rRNA, 5.8S rRNA, LSU-rRNA). The record is from RefSeq and is a predicted model, not a curated record. Gene Ontology annotation, cellular component: nucleolus; 90S preribosome.
CCGACGUCGAGGACGUCAAACUCACCUUCACCAUCAACGAGCACUACGCUAAGGCCUACGAGUACCGCAAAGAACGCGAGGAAUUAGCGAGGCUCAAAGAAAAGUACGGCUCUGAUGUCGAUGAGGACGACGAUGAGGAGGACUCGGAAGACCUUGAGUCAGAAGACGAAGAUGGCGAGGAGUUGACUCCGGCUAUGGACGCAGCCAUCCUCCGCACGCUUGCGCGCAUCAAGCGCAAGGAUCCAUCCAUCUACGAGACUAGCAAGGAUGUCUUUGAGGAGGAGAAACAGCGAACGGGUGAACUCCAGAUAGACAAACGGCCCAAGGAUAGGUCAAAACCCUUGACGAUUCGACAACACGCCCUCGCAUCUGCGAUUCAAGACGCGACCGGCUCGCGCUCCCUUUCUCCAGAGCCCCUCACGCACGUCGAAGAGCAGAAAAAGCUCCGCGAGGAGACUAUCGCCGCAUUCCAUGCUGCGGCAGACGGGUUGGACGACGAAGACGAUCUCUUGGUGCCCCGCGAGAAGACGAAGGACGACAUUGAGCGUGAGGAGGAAGAAUAUCGUGCCUUCUUGGAGCGAGAGGUCGGGCAGGACUUGGCGAAGAUCAUCACCGUGGACGAUGAUGUAGAGCAGGCGGACGGUGUGGAUGUGAAAGAGGAGGAGGCGGAUGAACCGAAGAAGAAAAGGAGAAAAAAGGAGAAGACGAAGGCGGUGUCGGGGAAGGGAAAACAGGACCAGGAUCAGGAGUUCCUCGUGAACUAUAUCCUAAACCGCGGCUGGAUCGAUAAGUCCGCACGCCGGCUCCCGACUUACAAGGAGAUCACUGGCAAGGGCAAAGGAAGAAUCAACUUAGACUCAGAGGAUGGCGCGUCAGGAUCCGAGGCAGGGACGAAUGGCUCUAUGGAGGAGGACGAGUUCGACGAUAUCGCAGACGCGUUCGAAAGCUCGUAUAACUUCCGCUUCGAGGAGCCUGGUGCGGCGGAGAUCGCACGGCACCCACGUAACCUCCCCUCGCUCGUCCGUCGACAAGACACGUCGCGCAAAGAGGCGCGUGAGAAACGCAAGGCUCGCAAGGAAGAGGAGUUGCUCAAGAAGAAGGAAGAGGUAAAGCGACUGAAGGCACUGAAGAUGAAGGAGCUGCGGGCGAAGCUCGAGCGCAUCGGUGCAGAGGGUGGGAAGAGGCUCGAGGAGAGCAGAGCACUUCAAGAGCUAGAUCUUGAGGCAGACUGGGAUCCCGAAGCGCACGAUCGACAAAUGCGUGAACUCUACGCGAACGACGCAAAUGAGUUCGGGCCGGAUGAUGUCAUCGACGAGGAGAAGCCGACGUGGGACGACGACAUCGACAUCACCGACAUCGUCCCUCAUGGACUCGAUACCGACGACGAGGGCGCGGGCCCAUCGGAGAAAAAGAAGAAGAAGAAAAAGAAAAGGGGUGGGGACGAGGAUGCGAUGGACGCGGACGGGGUCGACGUCGACGAGAUGGACGCGGACGUCGAGCGACCGAAGCCUGCGUUCGACGACGAGGACUGGGACGGGACGGAGGAGAUGCGGAAGCGGAAGCUGGAGGAGUACAUGGACGAGGUAUAUGGCUUGGACUUCAACGAUAUGGUCGGUGGCAUGCCCACGCGCUUCCAUUACACCAAAACCGAGCCUCAGCACUUUGGCCUGACGCCUGCCGAGAUCCUGAUGGCGACUGAUGCGGAACUCAACUCGUACAUGGGCAUCAAGAAGUACGCGCCAUAUCGGAAGGAGGGCAAGGGUCGGAACUGGGACGCACAGCGGGGCGCCCGCCUCAGAGAGCUCAAGGAGAAACUGAAGGAGCGCGGCACGGGCGGAGUGCAGGCGGUCGAGCAAGCGAUGAAGAAGGCGAAGAAGCGAAUGGGGAAAAAGGAGCGUAUGCGCGAAAAGGCUGUCGCCACCGCAGCUGCGAGUGAAGGCGGCACUGGGGAGGACGAGGACGUCAAGACCAACGACCAGGUCCCCAAAGAGAGGAAACGGGAACGAGAGGCCACGGAGGUGGACUCCCAGGAAGACGCAUGGGACCAGCGCAACGAUGCCGCGGAGGCGUCGACAAAGAGGAAACGGCAAAGACAUCGGAAGGCGGCGGCGAAAGGGUCUGCAUGA